UACCGUCUCUCUCUUACACCAUCCAGCACUCUCUUUCUCGCAUACACGCACAAAUACACACCUAAAUUUGCUCUCUAUAUUUUCCUCUUAUCCAAACACCCCCUCAAAAUCUCCCCUCUCUCUAGCAAUUCGGUCAUCAAUGGCAAGGUCGAUUUCUCAAACCCUUAGCCUAACCCGCCACCUCUCCUCCAAAUUAUCGCCGCCCUGCUCCUCCCGCCUAAUAAACCUGCGCGCCCAAUCCACCCUCCCUUUUCACCAUGACCCACCAACCGACUCCUCCGCCGACUCGCCGUCCGAUCCCCUUCUGCGCAAGCUCGAGGACGCCAUCCACCGGAUCAUCGUCCGCCGAUCCGCGCCCGAUUGGCUCCCCUUUCUGCCCGGCGCCUCCUACUGGGUCCCUCCCCCACGGUCGAGAUCGCACGGCCUGGCUCAGCUGGUCGAUAAGUUGGCUAACCCUCUGAGUGAGGAGGAGACCAUGUCUAUGACCACUGUUAGAGGAUGGCCUUCUUCUGCUUAUUUUAUCGAAGGUACAUCUCCACAACUGAUGGAGCCUGUGAUUGUGGUUCAGAGUUCUGAUGAUGUGCCCAAUCCCCAACCGACAGAGACCGGGGAUCAAAGUUCUGUCAAUUUGUCCAAGUCUGAGGAUGAGGAGGGAUGAACCAUAUAGUUCUCAAAAGCGGCAUCUGAGGCUCAUGUAGUCUUGUAAAAUGUAUGUAGGACGACGAAAGAUGCAUUGAUGAAAGGCAUUUUGUCAAGGUCAAGAGCUGUAGAGAUGCAACCUGGUUAGCGAGGUUGAAGGACUUCUAUCCGAGUUCAAGAUUACAACCGAAAAGGAGUUUACUGUAAUUAUUCAUGAAGUAUGUACAGUUGAUCAUUGUAGUGUGUUUUCGGUUGAAUUGAAUGUUAUUUGUACCUACGCCCGCAUGGUAAAUUUGAUGAAUCCAAGUUUUACCAUCAACAUUUCAGUUUUUAUCUGGAUGUCCAUGUAAAUAUACUAAAGAAGUGCACCAA
Messenger RNA from Pyrus x bretschneideri (Chinese white pear), 1011 nucleotides. RefSeq lists its product as uncharacterized. The record is from RefSeq and is a predicted model, not a curated record. The transcript has 3 exons. The coding region runs from base 140 to 658 and encodes 172 amino acids. NCBI's taxonomy places the organism in Eukaryota, Viridiplantae, Streptophyta, Magnoliopsida, Rosales, Rosaceae.